Molecule: messenger RNA, 1280 nt
Organism: Acanthoscelides obtectus
Lineage: Eukaryota; Metazoa; Arthropoda; Insecta; Coleoptera; Chrysomelidae
Source: the annotation of a GenBank genome assembly
UCACGUGUUUUUUAAGGUUACGUUAUUAUUUUCCCAUUUGUUUACAAGCGUGAAACUGUUACAAAAUAUUUGUAUACAGUGCUAAGUUUGGGUACUGAGGAAGCUUUUGACAUUGUAAAUUAAGAAUGGUGCGAAAUUACGUUCGUAAAACCGAUAGAGGGGGUUGGACGGAAGAGCAGAUGAAGAAUGCUGUUUUAGCUGUAGUGGAAAAUAAAAUGGGUUAUUACUUAGCUGCAAAAUCUUUUGAAGUUCCUCAAACUACGUUGGAACGAAAAGUAGAAUUGGCUAGAGAAAAUAUGGACAAUUGACAAAAACUAAAAGCAUCUCUGGGUUCAAAAUCUGGCCAUAUGAUCCUACUGUCUUCACUGAAGACGAUUUUAUCGCUUCUGAGUCCACUAAUAUAAAUUUAGUACAGGAUCAAUUACCCCAAGCUAAUAUUCUCCAAAAUCCAGCGAAAAGUACAAACCCAAGAUUAAAUGAGAGCAAUCCUAAUACAUCGACGCAAUCAUCAAGCACACAGUCUCAGUCCUCAGCCAGGUUGUUCAUUUUGGAACACAAUUCGAGAGGAGCAGAUUCAUUCGCCAACCCAAAAUACGUCAUUUACACUAGUUAGUCCUAAGCAGCUACUGCCGCCACCGGUUACCACAAAGAAAAACAGAAUCCAAACUGGGAAAAAAGGGAAGACUGCAGUUAUAACCUCUUGGCAUUAUAAGGAAGAGCUUGAGAAGGAAUUACAAGAAAAACAACAGAAGGAGCAACUAAAAGUCAAAAGGAGCAUCGAAGUGAAGAAAGAAGAAAAACAGAAAAUAAUUGAGGAAAAACAAAAACUGAAGAAAAAGAACAGCAAAAUCAGAUAAGACAAAAAGGAAAGCGUCCCAGACAUGAGUCAACUGACGAAAGCGACGAUGAGGACGACCCCUCAUGUCUCUAUCGCAGUGGAUUAUAUUCCGAAUCUGUAGAAGGCUGGAUGAACUGUAUAGAGUGUAAUAAAUGAGCGGAUUGCGGUUGCGCAGACGUUGAGGAUGAUGACGAUGAAGCCACGCACAUCUGUUUAUUGUGUAAACCCAAGAAAAAGUUUUAUUAGGCAAUCCAAUUUUAUUUUAGCUAAAUGUUGUUUAAUUCUUUUCAUUUUGACAUAUUAUAAACCCCAUCUUACCCCACCUAUGGGGCAAGACGGGGAAAAUCUUACUUUUUCAGUUUUCCCAGUUCAAAAAAAAAUUAAUAAAUGUUUAAUUUGUUUUCGGCUAUUAUAACCAAUGAAUACCAUAAAAUAAAAAAUA